This is a messenger RNA of Cucurbitaria berberidis CBS 394.84, 1479 nucleotides long. RefSeq names its product HET-domain-containing protein. Lineage: Eukaryota; Fungi; Ascomycota; Dothideomycetes; Pleosporales; Cucurbitariaceae. The transcript has a single exon. The record is from RefSeq and is a predicted model, not a curated record. Bases 1 to 1479 code for a protein of 492 amino acids.
AUGAUAACCAUAAAGAGUUGGUUGGAUCACUGCGAGUCUAGCCACGGCAGUCGAUGUAUGCCAAAAGCCAAGCAAGUUCCACAUCGAUUGAUCGAAGUUGGGGGGGAUGGAAGUACUCCUAAACUCGUUCUCAGCGAGCAGAUCUCCGCCCAAGAUCAACGAUACACUACUCUCAGCCACUGCUGGGGGACAAGUCUACCUAUACGUACACUUCUGUCAAAUAUACAAUCGUACAGUCAUCGAAUCCCUCCUCAAAUAAUCCCUCGAACAUUUGAUGAUGCCAUCCACAUCACGCUUGAAUUAGGGAUUCGCUUUAUAUGGAUAGAUGCCCUAUGCAUUGUUCAAGACAGUGCGAAAGAGUGGGAACAGGAAGCCGCAAAGAUGAAGGAUAUCUACUCAGGAAGCGUUCUCAACAUAGCAGCGUCUGACUCGUCUGGAAGCGAAGGCGGUUGUUUUCCGAUCAAGGAUUCCGUCGUCCAGACGUUUCAUUUGGCUCAAGUUGAAGGUCCUGAGCUUGUUGUAAAAUUGCAACCCGGAGAUACUCGACAUCUCACCAAGCAGACGAUUUUGAGCUCUCGAGGCUGGGUACUACAAGAACAGCUUCUCUCUCACCGAAUGAUUUCCUGUAUGGGUGACGAAUUGCACUGGGAGUGCAGUGAAGCUUAUGAAACAGAAGCUGGCGUUCAUUUCAGUGAUCAUACUUCUGACAUGCGUGGCGUUCCUAGAAUGUACCAAUGCCCAGCCAAUCUUCAACAGGACGGCAUGUGGAGAAGCUGGAUGGUGAACUUCUCCGAACGUAAAUUCACUUUCUGGAAUGACCGCUUGCCUGCACUAUCAGGGAUUGUUGAGAACUACCAAGAAAUUACUGGAGAUAUCUCGAUCCUUGGACUCUGGAGGCGCUCGAUUAUCCAGGACUUAUUGUGGAUCAGAAUGGGUCAGAUCUCACUGAAGCCUGCUCGUGAGAUCGGACCAGCUAAUCUUCCAUCAUGGUCCUGGCUUUCGUGUCCCUCUGAUAUCAAAUUUGAUAUCUGGCAACUCACCAAGAGGGUUCGUCAAACUGAUCGUUACGUAAUCGUGCACGACCACUGCGAGCUGAUGGACUUCUCGGUGCAAUGGACAGGGGUUCCCUUCAUGUCGACUGUGAAAUCAGCGUACGUGGUUCUUUAUGGGCCAACUGUUGAGGCUACUAUUGAUAUUGAAGAAAUAUCAAGACAGCCUAACCCACCACCUUUUAGGCUCAUAUGCUCCAAUAAACACAUUUCCUGUUCCGGGCAAUUUGACCGCGGUAGGAUCGUGCCAGGUCGAUAUUACUGUCUCUCGUUACGAUCUAGGGUUCAUAGCCAGACAAAUGUCCGGCGAGACAUUUUCAUGAUACUUCAAACUCAUUGCGGGUUCAUUUAUGAGAGAGUCGGUAUAGGUUGCGUUUAUGAGCCCGGUCUUUUUUCAGAAGCGAUCUGGAAAAGGCAUUUGAUUCAUUGA